Molecule: messenger RNA, 1659 nt
Organism: Papilio polytes (common Mormon)
Lineage: Eukaryota; Metazoa; Arthropoda; Insecta; Lepidoptera; Papilionidae
Gene: CPR79
Product: endochitinase A-like
Exons: 4
Coding region: 147-1562 (471 amino acids)
Cellular component (GO): extracellular matrix
Source: RefSeq, a predicted model, not a curated record
GCGCACUUUGCUCUCAUUUCGAAUGACGCCGUUUGCCAAAUACAAUUCGAGUUGUUCGAGCUAUUAACUUUACCGAGCGAAUCGAAUGAACGCACCGCUAGCGAUUAUCAUUUAGAAUUAACUCGCAUCCCAUAAACUGCAAUAAAAUGAAAUCGAUCAUAGUAGUAGUAACACUACUUGCAAGCGUACUUGCUUACCACGACCCAGAUCUCAAUUACCACCUCAGUCAGGUGCAAAAAGGGCAAGGAUGUGGUGACUCGGGAUACUCGUACCCAGUGCCAGCCGCACAGCUGACCACCGGACUAGUUUCUAACCAGUAUGGAGGUGUCGCAUACCAACAGCAAGCGAUACAAGCGGCUGCAUACCAAGCUCCAUUAGUCACUCAAGCUAACUACAUUCAAACUGCCAAUCAAAACGAAUAUCACGGCUACGCUACCUCCGCUGGAUUAUCUUCUGCAGCAUCGUCAGGCAGGACGGUGACUCCACUAGCAACCUACGCGCAAGCUCCUAUCAUAGCUAAAGUUACUGCAGCGCCAUUAAUUGCUAAAUACUCUAUAUCGCCAGCAAGGACCUCAUACGUGUCUAACAACUUACUCAGCCAACAAUCGAUAUCUUUAGGUUCCGCGAAAGCAUCACUAGACUCUUAUAAUAUCCAAUCUGGUGGGCCAGUUGUGUCUCAAGUGUACGCCGCACCAACUGUUGGAUAUAAAGCAUCUCCGGCGAUUCAAGUUCAACAAACUCCUCAGAUUGCAUACGCCACUGCAGCUCCUGCUAUCGUAAAUCAAUAUCAACAAGCCGGACCUGUUUAUAGAGCACCAGCUCUUGCCACAUCCCAAUACAUCGCCCCAACUGUGGAGGAAUAUCACUCUAGAUCCGGUGUACAAUACAAUUCUCAGUCAAACGCAGCCUCUAUUGGAUACUCAGCGUCUAAAGUGUCUCAGUAUACACCAAGUGUUGCCACUCAGUAUUUCGCUCCUGCAGUUGCUCAAUACUCAGCACCUGCAGUUGCUCAAUACUCAGCACCUGCAGUUACUCAUUACUCAGCACCAGCAGUUACUCAUUACUCAGCACCAGCAGUUACUCAAUAUUCGGCACCGGCGGUAGCGAUACAACACUCGGCUCCAGCUUUAGCACAAUAUUCUGCGCCAGCUGUAAGUGUUCAGCACGCGACACCGGUAGUGCAAUACUCCUCACCUGCAGUAUCAGUCCAGCGUUCACCAUCAGUGGUUCAGUACUCAGCGCCGGCAGUGGCAGUGCAGCAUUCUGCAGUAUCGCAGUAUUCACAAGCGGCUCUAAGAGGACAUGCAUCUGUGGGAGUUAAGAAUGUUCAUACAGAGUUUUUGGAAAAUUAUGACGCUCAUCCGCGAUACGCCUUCGAGUACGGAGUGAACGAUCCCCACACUGGCGACAUUAAGCAACAAAAGGAAGAGCGAAACGGCGAUGUUGUAAGAGGUCAAUAUUCUCUGGUGGAACCGGACGGCUCGGUGCGCACGGUGGACUACGUCGCCGACUGGGAGACCGGUUUCCAUGCCAACGUACACAAUAGCAAAGACAAACACUAAACUGUACCACUUCCAUAGGAUACUACUGUAAAAAUUGUAAUCAUGUCCUUUAAAAAUAAGUUAAGAAUAUGUUAAAUGUAUAUAUAGAAAAUACAAA